UUUCCACACAGUACAAAAACUAUACUCUAAAAUUCAAGUCAGGAACUCAGUUUAUGCCUUUUUCUUCUCAUAAAUUCAGAUCAUCUUUGCCAAUUAACACAGCAAAUCCACGCAGCUCUAACUCUUUCUUCUCAUCAGUACCUUCGCUGAGUCUUUCAUCAUUGCCAGAGAAAUGUCUUGAGCAAUACAGGAGGAUGCCUGUCCUUGCUGGGUCAUGGAGAGGCCAAGAUGGGUCUCUUGUUCAUAGCAACAAUUACAUUGCCACCAAGACUGAGAAUGUUGGGUACUCGGUGAUUCACGGAAAUGUGGGCAACGACUAUGAAAUAUUUCUUGCUGUAAAACAGAAAGAUGCAUGUGGCAAUCCCAAGCCAAGCAUUGUUUCUAAGCAGAGUUCUUCUUCUUCAAGUUCUGAUGACUCCAGUGAUGAAGAAACCAAGGAGAAGAACGCUGCCAUUGAAAAGCUGCCCUUCAAGCUGGAAGAAGGUACCUUAAGAUUUGGACAAUGGGGUGGCACGGGUGGAACUGCCUUUGAGGAUGGAACCUACACUGGCAUAAGACAGAUCAAUCUGUCACGCAAUGUUGGAAUUGUAUCGAUGAGGGUUUGCUAUGAUCGCGAUGGACAAGCCGUGUGGAGCAGCAAACAUGGAGGGACCGGAGGAUUCAAACAUGAUAAGAUAGUUUUUGACUAUCCAUCAGAAAUCUUGACACACAUGGCGGGAACCUAUGGCCCUUUGAUGUACAUGGGGCCUAAUGUUAUCAAGUCCCUUACUUUUUACACUAACAAAGGGAAGCAUGGGCCAUUUGGAGAAGAACAAGGACCCUGCUUUACCAGCAAAAUGAAUGAAGGGAAGAUUGUUGGCUUCCAUGGUAGAGAGGGUUUAUUCCUGGAUGCCAUUGGUGUUUAUGCCAUCGAAGGGAAAGUGCCACCUCCGAAGCCACCACUUUCCAGUGCCAUUAUUCAAAGUGGGAAACCCUUGGCUGAAAUAGAUAACUCUCCCUGGUCUAAUAGACUGGUGCUAGCAAAGAAAGGAAUGGAUGAAGAGAUUGCUUGUGGGGUGGUGAAAGAACCUGCGCCAUGUGGACCUGGUCCUUGGGGUGGGGAUGGAGGGAAAUCAUGGGAUGAUGGAGUUUUCUCUGGAAUCAAGCAGAUAUUUGUUACCAAAGCAGAAGCUAUCUGCUCCAUACAGAUUGAGUAUGAUCGAAAUGGGCAAUCUGUCUGGUCUGUAAAACAUGGAGGUCACGGAGGAACCACCAUACAUAGGCUGAAACUGGACUAUCCUCAUGAAGUGCUCAUUCGAAUAUCUGGUUAUUAUGGUUGCAUUAAGGAUGAGAACACUAAAGUUGUAAGGUCAUUGACAUUUUAUACAAGCAGAGGCACAUAUGGUCCAUUUGGUGAGGAAAUUGGAACGUACUUCACGUCAGCCAUGACAGACGGGAAGGUGGUGGGUUUCCAUGGUAGGAGCAGCAUGUAUCUGGAUGCCAUUGGAGUCCAUGUUCAGCACUGGCUUGGAAAUCAGAGAGCAGCAAAGUCAUCUCUCUUCAAAAUUUUCUAACGGAUGACUAAGUGUGUUUAAGGAAUAAUGAUUUAAUAAGCAGAUCACUACCAUAAAAAAGUGAUAAUAAUUGUAAUAAUAAGCAGACCACCCUUGGCCCCCUAAUAAUACUUUGCCUGUUUACAGGUCUAUUCCCCUAAUAAUACUUUGCCUGUUUACAGGUCUAUUCUAGUCUGCAUUUGAUGUGUUUGUUGUUGUAAAACUUCAUUCUCUUCCUGAAGUAAAAUUUUAAGACUCAA
Molecule: messenger RNA, 1792 nt
Organism: Rubroshorea leprosula
Lineage: Eukaryota; Viridiplantae; Streptophyta; Magnoliopsida; Malvales; Dipterocarpaceae
Source: the annotation of a GenBank genome assembly